GGCGACUGCGCGCGGAGGAGGUGCCGGGCGGCCGCUUCCCGCCCCCGAGCGGAGCCGGUGCGCAGGGGAGCCGGUGCGGAGCACAACCGAGCCGCCUGGGCGGCCGCCGAGCUCCCACGAUGGCCCGGAACACGCUGUCCUCGCGCUUCCGCCGAGUGGAUAUCGACGAAUUUGACGAGAACAAAUUCGUAGACGAGCAGGAAGAGGCGGCGGUGGCAGCGGGCGAGCCAGGCCCCGACCCCGGCGAGGUAGACGGGCUCCUGCGGCAAGGGGACAUGCUUCGGGCGUUUCAUGCAGCCUUGCGGAACUCUCCAAUCAACACCAAGAAUCAAGCUGUGAAGGAACGGGCCCAGGGUGUAGUCCUGAAAGUACUCACAAACUUUAAGAGCAGCGAAAUUGAUGAGGCUGUACAGUCACUGGACAGAAAUGGCAUUGACUUGUUAAUGAAGUACAUUUAUAAGGGGUUUGAGAAGCCCACAGAAAAUAGCAGCGCAGUGUUACUCCAGUGGCAUGAAAAGGCCUUAGCUGUAGGAGGACUAGGCUCCAUUAUAAGAGUUCUUACAGCAAGAAAGACUGUUUAAAAAAAAAUUACGUUGAGAAGAAUUUUGGAUGCCCAGGCUGGUGAAGAAGGGACUGACAAUGGACCAUCUUCCUAGAACUCCCAACUAAGUACUUCAGGACACACCUGCUGGAAUGUAUUUUACUUUUGAGGUGGAGGGAGAAAAUGUCUUAUUGUUUCCUAAAUUCUUUGCAGGAUCAGAGUGUCUGCCUUUAUCUACAGAGUAACACAGAACUGACACUUGACUAUCAGGCUGGCUGGCCAUGUCAGGUGUACCUUUGUGCACUGUCUGUUUGAAAUGGGGAGGGACUAUUUGGGCAGGUGCAGAUCCAAGGGCUGUGGUGAAAAGGAGAGCUUGGAUUCUGAAGUGGAAAAAACCUGAGAGAUUGUACAGAUGUCCUGUCUUCCCAGAGAAGACAGGCUCUCUUAGGUUCAUUGUAAAGUGCCUGCUGCAUCAAUAAAGCUCUUGGCUUAUUA
Psammomys obesus (fat sand rat) is the source of this 1036-nucleotide messenger RNA. It is a transcript of the gene Arpc5l, whose product is annotated as actin related protein 2/3 complex subunit 5 like. Gene Ontology annotation, cellular component: actin cytoskeleton; Arp2/3 protein complex; cytoplasm. The transcript is spliced from 4 exons. Gene Ontology annotation, biological process: regulation of actin filament polymerization; cell migration; Arp2/3 complex-mediated actin nucleation. Gene Ontology annotation, molecular function: actin filament binding. NCBI's taxonomy places the organism in Eukaryota, Metazoa, Chordata, Mammalia, Rodentia, Muridae. Bases 120 to 581 code for a protein of 153 amino acids. The record is from RefSeq and is a predicted model, not a curated record.